Messenger RNA from Coniosporium apollinis CBS 100218, 789 nucleotides. Its product is annotated as ATP-binding protein. Gene Ontology annotation, biological process: mitochondrial respiratory chain complex I assembly; iron-sulfur cluster assembly. Gene Ontology annotation, cellular component: mitochondrion. The record is from RefSeq and is a predicted model, not a curated record. NCBI's taxonomy places the organism in Eukaryota, Fungi, Ascomycota, Dothideomycetes. The transcript is spliced from 2 exons. The coding region runs from base 1 to 789 and encodes 262 amino acids. Gene Ontology annotation, molecular function: 4 iron, 4 sulfur cluster binding; ATP binding; ATP-dependent FeS chaperone activity.
AUGCAGCGAGGCCUGCCGCAGCAACGAAGUAUCAGAAACGUGAAGAAAGUCAUUGCGGUCUCGUCAGCUAAAGGCGGCGUGGGCAAGUCGACGAUAGCAGUGAACCUGGCGCUGUCCUUCGCUCGCUCCGGCCUACGCAGCGGCAUCCUCGACACCGACAUCUUCGGACCCUCCAUCCCGACGCUGCUGAACCUUUCCGGCGAACCGCGCCUUUCCUCCAAUAACCAGCUUGUGCCCUUGUCUAACUAUGGCGUGAAGUCAAUGUCCAUGGGCUACCUCAUUGGCGAGGACGCGCCAGUAGUAUGGCGCGGCCUCAUGGUCAUGAAGGCUCUCCAGCAACUACUCCACGAAGUCGAGUGGGGCGGACUCGACAUCCUUGUGCUGGAUUUGCCGCCUGGCACCGGCGACGUCCAACUUACUAUAACCCAGCAAGUCAAGCUGGACGGCGCCGUCGUUGUGUCAACGCCCCAGGACAUUGCGCUGAAGGAUGCGGUCAAGGGUGUGAACAUGUUCAAGAAGGUUAAUGUGCCGCUGCUGGGGAUGGUGCAGAACAUGUCGACCUUCCACUGCCCACAUUGCCAGCAAACUACCGAUAUAUUCGGGCGUGAAGGAGUGGCAAGGAAGUGCGAGGAGAUGGGCAUAAGGCUACUUGGUGAUAUACCCCUGCAUGCGAGCAUUUGUAGCGACGCGGAUCGGGGGAAGCCAACUGUUGUCGCGGAGCCAGGGAGCGCUAGGGCACAGGCGUUCGAGGGAAUUGCGGACGCUGUAAAGGGGCUUAUAGGACUAUAG